Pipistrellus kuhlii (Kuhl's pipistrelle) is the source of this 1509-nucleotide messenger RNA. It is a transcript of the gene SERTAD3, whose product is annotated as SERTA domain containing 3. Gene Ontology annotation, biological process: positive regulation of DNA-templated transcription. Bases 280 to 876 code for a protein of 198 amino acids. Gene Ontology annotation, cellular component: nucleus. The transcript is spliced from 3 exons. The record is from RefSeq and is a predicted model, not a curated record. NCBI's taxonomy places the organism in Eukaryota, Metazoa, Chordata, Mammalia, Chiroptera, Vespertilionidae.
CGGGCCGUCCGUCUCCGGGUGACAGGGUUGGCCCCGCCCAGCCAGUCCGCGCCCCGGGCGGGCAGGGCUCCAGCCAAUCGCGGCCCGCGGCUCGGCUCGGGGCGGGGCCGGGUGAGCCCGAGGCCAGAGCGAGAGGCCCCGGGAGGCGAGCGAGGCCCCUGCCCACCACGGGAGGGUCGCGAAGCUGAGGGUGUGCCGGGAGUGAGCCUGGCAGCAGAGGUGAGGAAACGAUGCCCAGAGAGGUAAUGUCACUCGCUUUCCAGAAUCGCACAGGGCACCAUGGUAGGCGGCUUGAAGAGGAAACACUCUGACUUGGAGGAAGGAGAGGAGGAUGAGAAGUGGGACUGGAGUCCAGCAGGCCUUCGAAGCUACCAGCAAGCCCUGCUCCGAAUUUCCCUCGACAAAGUCCAGCGAAGCCUGGGGCCCCGCGCGCCCAGCCUCCGCAGGCACGUCCUCAUCCAUAACACCCUCCAGCAGCUUCAGGCCGCGCUGUGUCUGGCCCCAGCACCUGCCUCGCCCCCCGAGCCCCUUUUCCUGGGUGAGGAGGACUUCUCCUUGUCAACCACCAUUGGCUCUAUUCUCAGGGAGCUGGAAACCUCCAUGGACGACACCGAGACCCCUCAGGAUCCAGUGGCUCCCCCAGGCCCCCAGAACGAAGAGCUGCCCCAGCCUGACCCAGUCUUCUUAGAGGCUCUGAGCUCUCGAUACCUGGGGGACUCGGGUCUGGAUGACUUUUUUCUGGACAUUGACACAUCCACUGUGGAGAAGGAGCCUGCCCUGGCCCCACUGGAGCCUCCUCACAACUUCUUCUGUGCCCCGGGGUCCUGGGAGUGGAAUGAACUAGAUCACAUCAUGGAAAUCAUCCUGGGAUCCUAAAGCUUGGAUGAUUGAAGGGUGCUCCCUGUACAUCUCAGCCUCAGUGGGCUGGAUCCCUGGGUGCAAUUGUAACUGUGUGUGUGUGUGUGUGUGUGUGUGGAGGCUAUGAGCAGUGGCUGGCCUCCUUUCCUCCCAUAUCAGGGUUCCAUAAACUGUAGAGUGAGUGUGUGUGUGGUUACCAAAGCCUUCUGUGAAGGUGUGUCUUCCUGGGUUAAUUUAUCUGUUCCAAAUGCCUUAAUGAGACUCUGUUUCUGGGAGUCUGGUUGCCCACUGCCACAUUUCCUCUGCCUCCUCCUCCAGUUCUUAACUCCUUCUGUGACCACGGAGGCCUCAGGGAAGAUACGCUGGGCCUGUGGGAGGAUGACAGAGACUCUGCCUCUCGUAUCUGGGAGGACUAGGAGGGGCUGGCCUCCUCCCCAGGCUGAGCCCCCACCUCCUUGGCAGGACCCCAGCCCCAGCAGCCUCCUGAUGUGUAACCAGGCCGGACCACGUGCAAUAGGUGGAAGCCAAACUGCUCCGUGCGCGUUGUUCAACAGAAAGGCGGGUUUUGUGGUGGUUUGGGGUGGGGUGGGAGGUGGGUUUUUAUUGUAAUUAUUAUUAUUAUUAUUUUUAAUAAAAGUAUUUUGAAAGGGA